Jatropha curcas is the source of this 811-nucleotide messenger RNA. The record is from RefSeq and is a predicted model, not a curated record. NCBI's taxonomy places the organism in Eukaryota, Viridiplantae, Streptophyta, Magnoliopsida, Malpighiales, Euphorbiaceae.
GACUUGAGUAUAAACAAACAAAAGCAAAGUCGAAGUCAAGAACUCUUGCCACUGUUUGUGCAACUCGCAGCGAUCCAAGAAUGCAUGAUAACGACGAUCCUUCGACGUAUCCCGCCGCUCCGAGAUUCAAUUGCGACGUGUUCUUGAGUUUCAACGGCAAGGACACGAGCCGCAGCUUAAUCAAGCAUCUAUGCGAUUCAUUAACGGAGCACGGCGUCCGGUUCGUCCAGGAAGACAUCGGGAUUAGUGAGGAAGACGAGAUCGAUUUAAGUUUGAUAGAGGCCAUUGAAGACUCGGCCGCUUCAAUCGUAAUUAUUUCUCCAAGUUAUGCUAAUUCUUGUUGCCGCCUUGAGGCUCUUUCUAGAAUUUGCGAGUUGCGGAGACGGGUGCUACCUGUAUUUCACCAAGUGAACCCUUCUCAUGUUAGAAGGCAAGAAGGUCCUUUUAAAGAUGAUUUCAGGAAUUAUUUGGAGAGGUUUGGAGAGGAUAAGGUUUCGAAAUGGAGAAGAGCGAUGAAGAAAGUUGGUGGCCUUUCAGGCUUCGUUAUUGACAACAGCAGGUGGCGGCAGUAUCUUGAAGAAUGGCAUUUUGCAAUUGUCUAAAAGCUUUUUGUUUUGUGGCUGGAUAUAUUAAUACUUAGUUGGGGAAUUUUAAGUUGAAGUGGAAGUUUCAUUCCCAUGUGACUGCUCUAAGGUUUUUAUAAUAAGAUGUCGAGAUUAGUCUCUAUCUUGAUUUUUUUUCCCCAUUAAAGCAUCUGAUGUAGUUAAUUGUAGUUUUGUGGUGAUAUCAAUAUCAACCCUUUUUUUUUUUU